AUGCGGAAAGCCCUGCUAUCCCUGCUCUUCGCGGCCGGUGCUGCUGUCGUGAACGCAAAGUACAUCGUGCCCGGCGGCCGCUGGCAUGACACGGACGGGAACCUUAUCAACGCGCACGCCGGUGGCGUCACCGUCGACCCGGAGAGCGGAAAGUUCUACUGGUUCGGCGAGUACAAGAUCGAAGGGCAAGAGGAGGGUGGUGGCGUGACGGUGUACAGCUCCGAGGAUCUGGCUACCUGGACGUACGAGGGCCUUGCACUGGAGCCGAUUGAGGGUCACCAGUACAUCUCGCCUGAGCACAUCAUUCAGCGGCCCAAGGUGGCAUACAGCGAGAGCCUGAACCAGUACCACAUGUGGUGGCAUGCGGACAACUCGUCGUACGGCUGGCUGCUCCAAGGCUUCGCGACGGCCGACACCAUCGCCGGCCCGUACACCUUCGUCAACGCCACCGCUCCGCUUGGCAACUGGUCCCAGGAUUUCGGCAUGUUCACCGACUACAAGGAUGGCAAGACCUACGCGCUCUACUCCAACGGCGACCGCAAGGAAGGCCGCGACGUGUACCUGACCAGCUACGACGACGGCAUCACCGAACUUGACGAAGUCAUCUACCGCUGGGACAAGUUCGAUCUCGAGGCCCCCACAAUCAUCCAGACGGAAAAGAGCUACUACGCAUUGAUGAGCCACAAGACCGGUUACCGCCCGAACAAUGUUGUGGCUUUCCGUGCGGAUUCACUGGCCGGUCCUUGGUCACAGCCUUUCAUUGUGGCGCCGUUGAACACUCGAACGUACAACUCUCAGUCGGGCUUUUCGUUGAGGAUUGUCGGUGAGAAAAAAACCACCUACCUCUACCUUGGUGACCAGUGGGAUAUGAAAUCUCUGUGGGAGAGCCGGUACAUCUGGCUGCCCAUCAAUAUCGAUGACGAGAAGAAGACGCUCGAUGUGGAAUGGCACGACGUGUAUGACUUGGAUGUUAAAUCUGGAGAGUGGAGCGCUGUUGAAGGAACCGUUUACUACGGAGCCGAUGCAACGACAAGCGGAAGCGCUUUCAAACAGGAGGCCAACUUCGCCAGCCAGGGAACCAUUGUGACUGGCAUCUACGGCAAUGACAGCACCGUGACAUUCGAGGGCAUCGAAGGAACAGGAAAGGACCAGUGGGUCUCGUUCUAUUACCAGAACACUGAUGACAUGGGUUUCGGAGAUCAGCCUGGUGGCUCUCCUGAUCGCAUCGGCGGAGCUUGGCAACUUCGCCGCAUCAGCAGCGUCGUCGUCAACGGCGACACCCAGAGCGUGCACACUCUCUACCAGCGCGACACGCACAAGGGAAUAAUCCUCUCUACGCCGCUCCUCCUCCCGCUCAAGGAAGGACCGAACACCAUUACCGUUGGCGGACUGAGCAACGGGGUCGACGUGAAGGGCGCAGAUCUGGACAAGAUCGUUGUGUAUCCCCCGGAGGAAUAG
Messenger RNA from Lasiodiplodia theobromae, 1458 nucleotides. Its product is annotated as Glycoside hydrolase family 43. The transcript is spliced from 9 exons. Gene Ontology annotation, molecular function: hydrolase activity, hydrolyzing O-glycosyl compounds. The record is from RefSeq and is a predicted model, not a curated record. Lineage: Eukaryota; Fungi; Ascomycota; Dothideomycetes; Botryosphaeriales; Botryosphaeriaceae. Gene Ontology annotation, biological process: carbohydrate metabolic process. Bases 1 to 1458 code for a protein of 485 amino acids.